GGCGUUGCCACAGCAGCAUCAGCGGCGGCGGGGCCGGUGGCGGCGGGAGGGGCGCGCAAUGGAGGGGCUGGAAGGUGAGGUUACUGUGCAAGCUGGAGAUUUGUUGCCAUGCAAGAUUUGUGGAAGAACUUUCUUUCCUGCAGCACUGAAAAAGCAUGGACCCAUUUGCCAAAAAACUUCUGCCAAGAAAAGGAAGACAUUUGAUUCCAGCCGUCAGAGAGCAGAAGGCACUGACAUUCCCACAGUGAAGCCUCUUAAGCCACGGCCAGAACCACCCAAAAAACCUUCUAAUUGGAGACGAAAGCACGAGGAGUUUAUAGCAACUAUACGAGCAGCCAAAGGACUUAACCUUAAAGAUGGUGGGAAACUCCCUCCACCACCGCCACCAUCCUAUGACCCUGAUUACAUUCAGUGUCCUUAUUGCCAGAGGAGAUUCAAUGAAAAUGCAGCUGACAGACACAUCAAUUUCUGUAAGGAGCAAGCAGCACGGAUUACUAACAAAGGGAAAUUGGCAGUUGAUCCCAAAGGGAAGCUUCCUACUCGAACACAGUACAAACCUGCUGCAGUUAAGAAGAUGCCUUCUGUAGGAUCAGCACCACCACCACCAUCAUCAUCGCGCUUACCACAGCCAAGUGGUGUUAGCAAAACCGGUGUAGGCGCCUCUUCAAACAAAGCCCUGCCUUCGUCUGGAUCCAGUGGGAGCAAAAUUCAAUCAUUAUCCCCAGCUCAUAAAAACUCAUUGGGAAUGGUGAACCCACAAGCAGGAGGCCCAACAAAACCACGGACAUCAACCCCUCCUAGUGUGGCAAGAACCAUGAGCACAGGUGCUCUAACAAACAAAAGGAAAACCAGCAAUUCAGAAAUUUACUCAAGGUCUGACAGUAGAACUGUGCAUGACGGUGGAGACCACCCAUCCUCAGUCAAUGGAGGAAGUUCCAAAAGCAGCGAAGGAAACUUACCUGUACAGUUCUCAAAGUUCUGCCACGAAUGUGGGACGAGGUAUCCGGUGGAGUGGGCCAAGUUUUGCUGUGAGUGUGGAAUUCGAAGGAUUGCUGUGUGAACAGCUUCUGGCCAGCAGAAAGAAAACGAGAAGCUGGAAGCAUCUGCUGUGUCCUGCUGCAUAGAAAGCUAGAGCACCCCUCCUUCCACUUAAGACUUCGUGCUGCAAACACAUUGAAAUAUCACCUUGUCAUUUUCUGAGUGCAAUCUUCUGGUUACACAGUUAUUUAUAAACAAAUACAUAGACUGUGUGUAUAAGAAACAGCAGACACCUAAAACUGUGCCACCCAAGGAAAUACUCUUUAAUAUCUCUUGGAAAUCUGUAAAAUUAAGGUAAAAAUGUGUUAUGUAACUUAGGCAGGAGAAGUGGGUUACUGUUCUUUUUCUUGUCAAUUCUACUAGCUAAAGAAUAAUCACUUAUGCAGGAUAAUACUGAUCCAUAGGGAAUUAGCCAUGAAGAACUUGAGCUUCAGAAGUUUCUCUGUGGAUGUGUUUCCUUCAUAUGUGACAGUAAUUUAGAUGCUGUGUUCAAAGUGAAAAGAACACAAGCAACUCCUUAUAAAUUCCCAGUUAAAAGUGCAUAGAGUCUUGCAUCCUUUGUUAAACAGUUUAACAGUGAUAUCCUAAUUGGACUUUCCAGUUGCUUCCUAGGAUGUUUUUUAAGGAGUCAAAUUGGAAAAACUGAGAACACUGUUCCCACUCAAGAAGAAGAGUUAAGACUUUUGUUUGUGCUUCUCCUUUCCCAUAAGAACAUGUUAAUAUUUUUAUGUAUUUAUGAGGGCAAAUAUGAUAUUGUCAUUUUAUGAAGUUCCUUUUGCUCAGAAAGUCUUGUAUUCCUCCUCCUGUUCUCCACCAUGACUAGCAUAUCUAAAGGUUUUGUGCUUUAAAAGUUUCCAAAGGUCCUACUCCUUUUUUCUCUCUUCCCUCAUUUCCUGAAGGAGAGACAGUCUCUGCCUAUCCUGCUUAAAUUUCCAACUCCUGUUUUGAAAACAGCCUCUUGAUGGAUCAAAUAGGGGGAAAAAAAAGGUUGAUAUAAAUGUAUGUUAUUAGAGCAAUAGACCUUGAAGUAAGUAGCAGCUCUUUUUUCUUCUUACUCUUGUGCAAAUAGCACAGCUUGCAUAAAAGUGCAUCACAGAGUAGCUGUGCUCCAUAGGUUAGGUGUUAAUACCUCACACGGUCUGCUGGCAGUUCUGUGCAUUCUUGGGCUCUUGAAGUCAGUGACAGACUUGACAUUCAUUUGUUGGGAAGAAAGUUCAAGCCCUGGAAGCUGGGGUUGUAUUGAUAAAUUUCACAGGAGAUUAAAACCAUUCACAAGCCCAAUCGUUUGCAGCUGAAUGCAGGCAUUUGUUUUGCUUUGGAGCACUGGCACCAUGUAGCUGAAAGACCUCAAUUGACACAAUCUGAAAGAACUUAAUUGUGCCUUUCCCACAGCAAAUACACUCUGUGUCUGGAACGGUUACUGUCAGCUCACAGGCACCACUAGUAGUAAUUAACAUAAUUAAUAUGUUCCUUAAUAGCAUUGUGAUCCUUGUUUGCAUCUCAGAACUUGUGAUUACCACCCAGAGGGCCAAUUUUGAAGAAAGCAUGAUUGAAGUAAAGCAUCUCUAAAGCAGGGACCAGGCAUGGAGGGUGAGAGGUUUAAGAGACUUGAUGUAGUCAAGUUGCAGGCCACAAACUAUUGAUGUGUUAGAAUUAGCUCAGUGGUGUGGAAUUGUCAUGUGCUUCCCAUACAAAGUUAUUUUAAAGCAUUAUCCUUCAUCUGAUGUAGUCUUGUGCUACUCUGAGUUGUGUAAACUGGCUGCCGAGCGUGGUGGGGUGGCUCGCUGGUGAUGAUAGAACUGACAAAUAUUACCCAAGUUAUCUUCCAGGUAGUUUAGGUUUUAGGAUCUCUAGUUUGUCAUCUUCAUCUCUGUACAUGGAAAAAUGGGAAUCCUCUGUCUC
Dryobates pubescens (Downy woodpecker) is the source of this 2940-nucleotide messenger RNA. RefSeq names its product zinc finger C2HC-type containing 1A (gene ZC2HC1A). NCBI's taxonomy places the organism in Eukaryota, Metazoa, Chordata, Aves, Piciformes, Picidae. The transcript is spliced from 9 exons. The record is from RefSeq and is a predicted model, not a curated record. The coding region runs from base 59 to 1060 and encodes 333 amino acids.